CUCCCUUGUUUUCUGAAUACGAUGGAAUUUUAUAAAUAUUUCGUUAGUUACCUUUUCUAGUUUUGUAACAUAUGAGUUACUAUUUGAACAUAAAGACAAUAAGUUUUACUGUUGCCGCUCUGCAGAGAAGUGAAGUAAUACUUUAAACCACAAAGUGAAUAUCCGCCAGCAAAAUGGAUCAGAUGCUUCCAAGUCCGUACAAUAUCCCGGGGAUCGGGACCCCGUUACAUCAACCCGAGGAGGACCAGCAGAUUUUACCGAAUGCUAUGCAGCAGCAGCAGCAACAGCAAAGUCAACAACAGCAGCAUUCUCUGGCCGCACUAGGCUCCUCGCCACUCGUCGGCUUCGGUUCAUCUCUUAUGGGCACUCCGCAGCGUUCUAUGCACACAUAUGCUCCGACCGCAAGCUACUCUACUCCCCAACAGAUGAUGCAGCCGCAAACUCCGCAAAAUCUGAUGUCUCCGAUGAUAACAAGUGGCAGUUUAGCAGGCCAGCAGAUGUUGAGUCAAGCUAGUCCAGCUCAACCCAUGACCCCAAUGACCCCACAUUCCGCAGAUCCUGGAAUCCUUCCACAACUACAGAAUAUUGUCUCUACUGUAAAUUUAAACUGUAAGUUAGACUUAAAGAAAAUUGCACUGCAUGCUAGAAAUGCAGAAUACAAUCCGAAACGUUUUGCUGCUGUUAUCAUGAGGAUAAGAGAGCCACGUACCACUGCACUAAUAUUUUCAUCAGGGAAGAUGGUCUGCACAGGUGCAAAAAGUGAAGAAGAUUCCCGAUUAGCUGCUAGAAAAUAUGCUAGAAUCAUACAGAAGCUUGGAUUCACUGCUAAGUUUUUAGAUUUCAAAAUCCAGAAUAUGGUGGGAAGUUGUGAUGUCAAAUUUCCCAUCCGCCUUGAAGGUUUAGUGCUUACUCACGGACAGUUCAGUUCAUAUGAACCAGAGCUCUUCCCUGGACUCAUCUAUCGAAUGGUUAAACCUAGAAUAGUGCUUUUAAUUUUCGUAUCUGGCAAAGUUGUGCUUACUGGUGCUAAAGUAAGGCAAGAAAUCUAUGAGGCAUUUGAUAAUAUUUAUCCAAUUUUAAAGAGUUUCAAGAAACAAUAGUAGUAAUUAAUUGUUGGUCUUUUAUAUUUUUUAAGUUAUUUUUGUAAGUGAUAAAACUAAGAUAAUUUUGUGUA
Messenger RNA from Pectinophora gossypiella (pink bollworm), 1174 nucleotides. It is a transcript of the gene Tbp, whose product is annotated as TATA-box-binding protein. The record is from RefSeq and is a predicted model, not a curated record. Gene Ontology annotation, molecular function: DNA binding; RNA polymerase II general transcription initiation factor activity. Bases 174 to 1100 code for a protein of 308 amino acids. Gene Ontology annotation, biological process: DNA-templated transcription initiation. The transcript is spliced from 4 exons. Lineage: Eukaryota; Metazoa; Arthropoda; Insecta; Lepidoptera; Gelechiidae.